Messenger RNA from Spea bombifrons (plains spadefoot toad), 3276 nucleotides. RefSeq names its product HPS3 biogenesis of lysosomal organelles complex 2 subunit 1 (gene HPS3). The transcript has 18 exons. Gene Ontology annotation, biological process: organelle organization. The record is from RefSeq and is a predicted model, not a curated record. Lineage: Eukaryota; Metazoa; Chordata; Amphibia; Anura; Pelobatidae. Gene Ontology annotation, cellular component: cytoplasm. Bases 269 to 3274 code for a protein of 1001 amino acids.
AGAGAAGUGAGGGCGUGGCCUAGGUUCUCUCAGUCGGACUCGGUAGUACGGAGAUGGCCCACGGGGACUUGGGAUAUACAGAAGGUAUUUAUUCAUGGUAUAUUUGCAUACAUGGGCAGUACUGCGUGUUGGUGUAGAACGCGGUUCCUGUGUUGCCCGCACCUGGCAGCCCUGCCCGUGAUGUGGAGUUGACGUGCCGUCUCGUCUCUUCUGACCCCGUGUGACCUGCGCGUCCCCUGAAGGACUUGUACGACCAGAACCAAAGAAAAUGGUGCAGCUGUACAACUGCCACCCGUACGGCUCUCAGCUGAUUGUGCCGACCAAACAGGUGCCCGAGCUGUUCUGCUGCGGGCGCGACAGUGUGUUUGUAACCUGUGCCGGCGGCUGUAAAGUGGAGGUGUUCACUGUGUCUGGAGACCUGUGCCAACCGCUGUGCAGUUUUAACACCCUGGGCAAAGUGCUGCGCAUGACCUACAGCGACGUAGGGGACUAUUUGGUUACCAUAGAAGAAAAGAAUAAUAUUUCUUACUUGCGUGCUUACAUGAAUUGGAGAUGUCAGGCCACCGGGACCUCCAGAGUCAGUGUGCGGAUGGUUGGCCUUCAAAUGGAAUCCCUUCAUUCGGGGACCUCCAAGGACCAGAUGGAAAUUAUAGAGAUGCCUCUUUCGGAGCCCCCAGUCUGCCUUGCCUGCUGCCCGAUGCGAGGCGACCUUCUUGUUGGCUGUAAGACUAAACUGGUGGUCUUCAGUCUAAAGUAUGUUUCCAUCCAUGACACGACUUUACUAGACUUCGAGCGUUCUCUCAUUUUACACGUUACCGGCAUGGCGAUUUUGCAGGUUAAAUUUUGCGCCGAGUAUGUAAGUAUCUUGUCAGAGCUGGAGGUCUUGAUUGUGAAACUGAUCCCACCAUCAUCUGAAGCUGCUGUCGCUACAUCUCGCAAUCUGGAGACACAGGAGACAUUACCUGACCAAGGUAAUCAGGAUCCCGUCCCCGGAUCAUCUCCUCCACUUCAGCCCGAUGACUUUGUCGUAUGUCAGAGACCCGUCGAACUGACUGGUGAAGAAUGUAAAUCCUGUAACGUGUCGGUGACUCCAGAAUUGACAGGGCUCUCUUCACGUUCCCAGAGCCCUUCUCAAGUGCUUCAUAUAAUGUACAGGCAUUUUGCACCAGACUUCUCUGAAGGCAUAUCUGUGGAAAACACAAGAUUGCAUUCUUUGCAGCUGUUGCCCAUGUAUAAGACAGGAAGGCUUGUUGCAGGGGACCAAACAUCAUCUCCACAACGAGAACUGUUGAGCCUGUUUUGUUUUUUCUCCAUGCCGCACACUGGCUAUUUGUACACCGUUGGAAACGUAGUUGAGCUGAUCUCUGUAUAUCGGUAUCCAGAGAGGUCACAGCAGGCUGUCCUGACGCCGCAGUUUCUGCAUGUGAUCACAAGUAACAACCUGCUGUGUUAUACUGUGAGAUGCAGUGCGGUUGCCGCACGCGACGAGGAUCCGUACAUUGAUACCACUAUGAAGACUUGUCCUCCUGUGUCCCUUGAUGUGUGCACGCUGAGAAUGCAGCUCUUCAUCGGAUUGAAGGCUAUGGAGCACUUUAAAAACUAUAUUAUUAUUUUGACAAAAGCACACUUUGAGGAUGUGACCGAGAAAGGAAGAAAUCCCAAAAGCUCAAAGAAAGCUGGAAGUGUUAAAGGCAAAGUACCCGUGGAGACCGAACCUAACUGGAACCUGUAUGUCGUGAGCACAAUGUCCACCAUCCAGCUCUACAAUGAAAUGGUAGAGUACAGCAAGAAAUACGACACUAUGAAAACACAAAGCAGCAUCCACCUUCUGAGUGAAGCCCAUCUACUGGUGAGAGCCGCUCUAAUGGCGCCCCACUUGGAGGACUCUGCCGAGAAAGCAGAACUAUUGGCCGUGUACAGAGAGAGCUGCGCCAGUCUAGGGCACUGUUAUAGCAGGUUGGACACCAAGUAUUCGCAUCUUGCACUUCCUUAUUUCAAGAUGUCUUGCUUGUCCAUGUCUGAAGUUAUAAACCGAGUUCUCUCCGAUGAACUGCCCCAGGAUCGUGGAAAAGGAUUUAUGUUUUACUUGAAGCAUUCCCUUUUAGAGGAGCUGGAUGAGGAGCUGGGAGAAGAGAUGGCUUUAAAGGUACUGCAGAUCUUUAAUGACACAGAACCAGCUCAGCUGCCCUGUGUGCUCUGUAGCCCCUGCAUGAAAAAUGUGUGUCCCAAGAAAGCAAUAGGCUACCUGGAAAAGGCCGAAUCUGCUUCCAAUUCUGGUCUGGUCUCCCUUACUAAAGCAUCCAUGGCACUGAGGAUGAACGAUCCUGAGACUUGUAAAAAUCAGAUGGACCAGCAGCCAGAGAUGCUGUUACUGUGUGGCUUUAUGAACGAACCAAGGCUGCUUUUGAUACACAGAAAUAAAGAAAUUAUUCCAACUCAGAUGGCAUUUCAUCUAAAGGAGACUCAGCCUGGCUUGUUGGUGGCUUCCAUAGUGGCUUUACAUGAAAACGGCAAGAUAAAGCUGAAAGAUGCUGAGAUCUUUUUUAAGGUGCUGUGCGAGAACAGUAAAGACGAAGAAAACAUUCCCCAAAUGCUUGUAGAUUUUUGGGAAGCACUUCUUUCCACCUAUCCUCCGGAUUCAGUUUUACACGAUAUUCUGUUCAAACUGUCUUCUCGUUAUGUGUGUAGGAUAUGUAAACCCCAGCACAUUUGUGUCAGCCCUCUAAAGAACGCAGAAGACCUUAGAAAUUCGUGCAGCCAUUUUGGGUUAAUAAGCCCUUGGAUCACAAAGAUGGUGGCGUCAGAGUCUACAUCUUGUUAUGAAUGCGGAGACUUGAUAAAACUGCAGUCUCUGCUUUGUGGACCCUCAAUGGAUAUUGGGUCAUUUCUCCCUUUUUUGGAGUUUAUCCCAGAUGAUGACAACACAACUUUAAGCAUUCACAUUAUAUGUGAGACGCGGCUGAUGGAAUAUGAGAAAUCAAUAGACCGACUUCUGGAUCGGUGCCCUGAAGCUGUGAUACAAUAUGCAAGACAUGAGCUAAGGGAUCGGAGCCAGGCGCUAUGGUGGAACAAGAUGCUACCCGAACUUUGCAGCCGUAUUCGAGAGAGUGGAAACAAGAACACCAUAUUUAUCUCCUCGUUGCGAGACACGUUGGAGGUGAUCAGCACGGAGCUCGAACUUCAGGACUUUGUGAAUUUGCUUCCCGACGAUGGCGUGGCUGCGUUUUUCCUACCUUACCUUCUAAACCAAAAUAAAAGAAAGCUGGUUACUUAAAA